ACGAACCCACGGAAUCCAACUGAUUAUGACCAAGUUCCAAGGUUCCACAAAGGACAAUGACCCGCAUGCCGUCCAUGCGCCAGUGCCCAAACACACUCAUGCGCUGGCGGUGCUUGCGCAAGAAAAUUCGCCAAGAAAUGUCGACCCACCUCCUUCGCCGUCCCCGUUUUCCGCCGGCACCCGCGAGUUCACCCCGACAACGAAACAGGCCCUCAGACUGCGCAGAAGGCCCUCCUAUGGUACCAUUGAGACCGGCCGUGAGCAGCACUAUAACUUGGAUUAUGCCAAAGACCAGGCUCAGGCAGCGCGGAAUUUAUUAGACCCAAAGUCCCGUUUCUACGCUCGGCCCAGACCUCGGCACUUGGACUUACCGGGUCUUCUUCCCUAUGAGGCCGAGCCGCUUCAUGAAAGAGCCCGAUUUCUUGCACAUAUUGUGGCGCACUUGUAUAUUGCAGUCAAGCUGCUUGACAUCCAGGGUCUGAUUUCUGUAUCGGCAAAAGAUUUGGCUUCAUUGAAAGACGCCCCGGGGUUUUCGGACAUUGACUUGGCGCUUGAGACAGACCUAUUCGAGCUUGGUAGCGCAAAAUCAUCGCCCCGUGAUCCCGAACUCGUUGCGGAUGACGCAGUUCUCGACGACGCCAUGGCAGACUUGGACUCUGCCGACGAGGAGGAAUCUGAGAACGACGACCAGGCUGAGUACGACACAGGCGAGUCUGGUAGUCGCCACAAAAAGUCACCCCGGCUGGCAGCAGUUGUAUCUGUGCGCAUCUGGACACACGAAUUGCUUGUAUGGCUCCAGAUGAAGUACGAUAUGCCUGUAUCCUUGCGUAUGGCUCUUGCCAAGGUAUACUUUGCCAUAUGCUGCUGCCGUGGACAGCAUUUGAAUUUAAAAACAUAUGUUCGUGCAUUUGAAAAGCUCACAAAAGACAUCGAUUUCUUGAAGGAUGAGGGCUUUUCCUUAGAUUGGCAGCCUGUUUACAACGAGAUUCGCCUUCAUUUCCCGACUGCCGACUCUGCAGAUGAACCCCGCGAAAGAAAAGAGUUGAGCUUGUUGCUCAAACUCGGCGAGCGGGCAUCGAACUUUUUCGCCCCAGAGUCUCUCCCGACUCUCUUUCGUCACAUCGCGUCGCAAUUCUCGAUUCCAAAUGCUACUAUGGUUCUUUGGUGCAUGAGGAUAUUACCGCAAUCAUUUAUUGUGAAUUUCUCAGCGGCGGAAUCUAAUACAGAGAUUGAUCUCCGUCAUUAUAUUGCACCUGUCUUCUUCAUGUGGCAAAAGUUAAGCAAACUUCCUGGUGUAGACACCCACCUGACUUGUGUUUUAGGAAGGCUUACGUUGUGCUAUCUUCAAUUUUUGGCUCAACAUCCGGAAGAUAGCAUAAAUUUCGGCGACUUUGGUGUUUUCACGAACAACCAAUUUUCAUUCCUUACUAACACGAUUUUAAACAGUUUAAGCAUAAUGCCAGACAAAUUCGGUUCGAUGACAACUAAUUUCUUCCAUGGAUUUAGUAACAUGGUUGUCUUUUCUUUAAAUGGACACAGCUCUAGUAAGAAAGAUGGUAUUCUAGACCAGAUAGGCACAUUUGUGAACGCAAUUGAAAGUUACGUACAUCCAUCCAAUAGCGGAGAGUGGUCAAAACCAAUAGGUAAGUUGAUAAUGAGUCUUGUCCAUCAAUUUGCAAAGAGGUACAACAUGGAAAGAGAGGUUGAUGGGAAGUUGUAUGCUUUGGCUGAGACACAUAAACUUUCAGAUAAGGUGGUGAAAAGCUUUGUUAGUAUCAUUCUUCCCAUAGUGAGAACAGGGCUUCAGUCCAAAAAGGAAAGUGCAGUGGAGCAAUAUCUACUCACUCUUGCCCCUUUGGCUCAUUUGGAUGCUGAAACCACCUUGGGUUAUCUUCUACUUGAUAUCUAUGAGUCACUACAAGGUGUUAUUUCCACACACAGAGUGAAGACAGCUUUGAGGUGCAUGGGUGAACUCACCCGUUUUAUUGCAGUAUCUCCUCUUUACCGUGUUCACUUACCUCGAAUUCUUGAAAUGAUGUUGCCAGGGAUUGACUCUAAUGACCUAAUGAAAACAGUCGAUACUCUCGCCGUCUUCUCAACUGUGGCUAAUUUUGUUCCAAUUGCUGAUCUCACUCAUGGCACGGGUGAUGGUAUGUUAGCUAUGGAAGUUACAAAUAUGCAUAUUGAGUAUCUCCUGAAAAAGCUUUAUGAUGUGAGUGCUUCAAACGAAUUAAUUAUCGAUUCAGAAACCGAGAUACUUGCUCUUAAGUCAUCUACCGCUUCGUUUCCUCUCAUCGUGCAAUCUUUUGCUCAAAGAUUGUUUGUUCUUCUAGAGUACCUCCCUGACCCUGCGAAAAGUACGGGUAUUGAAAAGUAUCUCUCUGAAAUGUUGCCUCGGCUAGUUUACAUGGUUCUCGAGGCAAUGUCCGAUGAGGUCUUUGUGAUGUUCAGAAAAAAGGUGGUGGACUUUAUCUCUGACAUCACAAUUCAUCCUGCGACAGAGGCUACAGCUGAGAUUUGCGGGGCGAUAAUCAAAAGAGACCCCAAAUUUUUCCUACAGCUUGGUCCAAUACUUAUUGAGCACAUUCGAGAAGAAAUUUCUGAUAAUGGGGCUGGUCAGUCUCGCUCAGGUAUGGAUAUCAUUCCUAGAGAUCAAAAUCUUUUCUGGAACUUGAUGAUUUUAAAUUCUUGUGUUGGAAAUGCUGGUGAGUACAUUGUGAAUAUGGGUGAGCAAUUAAAUGACCUUUCCUUCUUCCUUAUGAAAUCUGUGAAAGGCUCCGUGGCUCUCGCGAGCACACAUCUCUUGAAUCAGAUUCUCCAGGGUGCAACAAAAAUCCGGCUCAAGGAAUGCAGACUCAUCAGUCCAGCGUACAAAGAAGCACAUGAAUUGAACGAAAAGUGCUGGGGCGGAUUCCAGUUUGAUGAGUAUAGGUUUUCAGAUGAGAAUCUUACUUUUGAUUGGUUUCUUCCAAAAGCUCGCGAAAUUGAGUUUGCUGUCGACACAUUCAAGUCACACAUCACUAAAUCGCUCUCCAACAUUCUGACUGUGUUGAAGAACAUGGUUCAGGAGCAAGACAAUGAACAAACCUCCUCUUUGGAUCUAUCUGACGACAUCCGUGCCAAUUUUCUCUACUUGGGAUACUGCUUAAGUGGAAUGUCAUAUCUCUUCGAUCCUUCUUUUGAUGAAGACAUCCCAAAGUUGAGUGAUCAUAGGUUUGAGCCCAUUCAGGCAAGACUUGCACUUUUGUCUCAAAUCAGACAGAUGGGGACAAGUAAGUUAACGGACCAUGAUGAGCCUAACAUUGAGAGCAUACACGAAGAUUUAAACAGCAUCAUCAAAGAUAUCAAGGGACAUCCAGAGGUCGUUUUCCAUGAUUCAGAAAGCAAGAACGAGUCCGAAUACGAUAUAGUUGUCAAAGAACUCAAUUCUCCACAGCAUGAUGCAAGUGUCCCCUUCAAAAACCCCGAAAAUGGAUCAUAUGAUCUUGAACCCAGGAAUAUACGGACUUCGGAAACACCUAUUAUUGAGGAUUCUGCUAGAGCCAGUCCCCAGUUAGCAGGUGUGGAAUUGUCUUCAAUGAACCCAGCUAUAACGUUCAGAGAGCGAAGCUUGUACACCAGCAAAUACUAUUUUGGUGAUGAUAUUGAGACCCGAAAGUCCAACCUGUUAUAUUUGGAAAUCCACCGAAUGAGACAUUUGGUGGGUAAAAGCUUACAUUUCAUCUGCAAGUUUGCACAGUGUCACUUCCUUGAUAAUACAAAGCUCUUCAGAUACUUGCUUUACAUUUUAAACAUCUGGUUUUCAGAUGUUGGGCACGAGCGUUUGCUUGAUCCUUCACAUGCACGAAUCUCAAUGAACUAUGUGAAAGAGUUGCAAGAUAUCAAUAGAGUGAGAAAGCCAUUCACAAGAAUAGGGUUUGCUAGUCGCAUUGAAUCAUACCACCUGUUAAGAGUUGCAUUGCAUAGCACGUCUCGCUCGAUGACAGAUUUGGAUAGAGUACUCCUAGAAGAUAUUGCCAAGUUGUCGUGCUCCACGUAUACUACAAUUGCAGAGCCGGCUCAAACAACAUUGAUCGAUGCCAUGAAACGAGUGAAUGGCUCAUACAAUGUGAUUGUUCGCGCUUGCCUUCGCCGCGUAUCAAAGGCCAUCCUGGAAAACAAUCAUAAAAACAUUAAAAGCGGCUUGAAUGUAUUUGAGAUUAAGGGGAUCAAGACAAAAUUGCAAACAGAUUUUGCCAACCUUCAACAAUACAUUGAAAUACUACACAAAUGUUUUUCCAUUGACGACAAAGACGUCAUUGAAACCUCACAGCGCUCUUUAAAUCAUAUUUGUGGCAGAAUUUAUCCACCUUACAAGAUUUGUCUCAUUGAUCAUAAUCUUGUGGACACUAUUCGUCCACCCGACGAAUACAUCGAUCUAGAAAUCAAGGCAGUUAUGUAUGCGAAGGAAAAGAAGCGUUCGGUGUACCUCGAAAGACUCGAACUGAUUGAGGACACAAUCUUGAAAUAUGAAGAGACGAAUUCUCAUUGGAAAACAAGCUCUUUGAAUAUCUUGUUUUUGAUCGAACUUCAGGUUGAAUAUGAGAUGCCGACUCGAAAGAGUGUGCUUGAUUUGCUUGCUAAAGCAGCUGAAUCAGACCACCCAGUUGUAUCACGAACAGCAUUGAAAGGAAUCACGAAAUUGUUGAGUAAGCUCGAGAGCUUGUCGAUUUUUAACUAUCAAUUAGAACGUGCUUAUGAAGCGACGUUUGUCUCAGACUCUUUUAAGGUUAUUGACACUCGGCCACGUGAUGGCAAGUCUUAUUAUGAAACUUGGCAAAAAGAGAUUAGGAGCACUUCUCCAGGUUACUUCAUUGAUGAAAAAAUGAGCCAGGGUUGGCUUUUCUGGGAUAGCGAGACAGUUGUUUUGAGAAAUGAGCCCCACUUUCAGCUCAACUUAAAUGAGAAUGAUCGAGCAACUCUUGAACAUUUUUCAAAGAAAAUCACAAAGACUUGGCUAAAAAAUGUCAUUGAUUUAUGGAUAGCCGACAAUGACUCUAAUUUUGCUUUCCAAGGCACAGACGUCUUCAUUACUGCCGGUAUCGUGUCCAUGGUUUGCAGCGGAAUCAUAGAGGGCGUCUCAUUCAGUGACAUAUUAAGCAUCAUUGAAUCUCUGUAUAACAAAGAAGAGAAGAGUUCUCAUAUUGUUGUGUGUGAAUUAGUCACAGGUGUUUUGAUUGCCUCCAAAAAUUUCAAUCCCGAUUUCAUUGAUCAAAGAGACGAGUUUCUAGUCGGCUUUCUUGAGAAUAUCUUUCAAAAUGAUUUGACCCCCGAAACGAUUCAAAUAUGGGAUAUAUUUGCAUGGUGGACACCAACACAUAUUGAUACCAGAAGAUUUCCACGCGUCAGGGAUGUAAUUCUCAAUUUCCGGAUAGAUAAGGACUCAGACGCCGCCUACAUGGAGGCAUCCAUGUUGAUGUACAUGAAGUCUGCAGUUGCUUCAAUGACGUGGGCGACUCCCAACCCUCAUCAAAUUCUUGAUCUUUGUUUCGACAAUGUAAACAAUAGAUACGAAGCGAUUCGGGAACGAAUUGGUGCUUUGAUGGUUGUCACGUCCUUCUCGUUUUACUGCAACUCAUUCCCCGAUGCCAAGAGCUUUAUUGAUGCAUCACAUGGCGACCAAGAGGCUUUACUCAUGAAGGUCACUGAUCAAAGUCUUUUCGAUAAGCUUAAACAUUUAUUUGAGAACAUCAAUGCUUUGAAGAAGGAUGUUGAAAACCUUCCGACUCAGGAGAUCUUAAGCUCAGCGUAUUUUUAUUCUGCCACGACAGCUUUAAGAUGGUUGAAACAGGCGCUUAGCACAAGUUUUGCUGUGCAAUAUCAAUUUAUGGUGGACACGCAUUUCAUGCCAUUUCUUCUAGACUUGAUGACAAUGAAGGAGGUGUGUCUUUUAGGAAACAUUGACCCUGUCCUGGCAUUCCAAAAAGUAUCGCAGAUUCCUUUUGGAAACAAGGCGCUCGACAACGUGGUGUCAAUGCUUGAGCGAUACAUGACGCAGAACCUCAGCUUGUUGCAGUAUCUUGCUCUUGGAGAAUUCACCGAGGUUAUUUAUUUCAAGAACUUGCUUAAAUUGGGUUUUGGUCAACGCAUGAAGAUCUUGAACUUCAUCAAUUCGAUGAUGUACCAUAGCAACCCCGAGAUAAGGGAGGCACUGGCAUCGACGUUUUCGGGGUUGAUUUACUCCAGUCCGCCAGGAGAUAUCCAGGAAAUUGUGACGGCUUACAAUCAGCGAUACUCGGCGGACUUGGAUAAAGUCAGGAGAAAGCACAAGAAAACCCAAUUUAAAUCAAUACCUGCUGAUGACUUUAUUGUUUUGCAUGGCGCCACCCUUGGUCUCGGGGCAUUGGUGCAUGCUUUCUCGUUUGUCUCCCCUCCGCCAUCAUGGGUUCCCAGUACAUUGUCGAUAUUAUCUAACAAGGCGAUUGGACUCCCCGGCAUAGUGGGUAGGUCCGCAAAAGAAAUCUUGGGCAAGUUCAAGAAAACAAGGCAGGAUACGUGGCAUAUUGACGGCAAGGUGUUUACGGAAGAGCAGAUGCAAGACCUCGAGGGUGUACUCUGGAGAAGCUACUUCAUCUGAGCAGAGGUAAUGAAAUUUACGUCAGAGGUAAUGAAUACUACGACUUCAGGUAAUGAAACGACUUCAGGUAAUGAAUACUACGACUUCAGGUAAUGAAUACUGCGACUUCAGGUAAUGAAUACUACGACUUCAGGCAAUGAACACUACGACUUCAGGUAAUGAAUACUGCGACUUUAAAAAAUACAAAGGGUCCGGAUAGCGAGCCGGGCACCGGCAAAUAGACGCGCAGAUAGUAUGGAAUUUCAGCGCAAAGCGGAAGCGUACGUAAGGCGUGCUUGAGCAAACGGCCCGGGCCCCUACUGCG
This is a messenger RNA of Metschnikowia bicuspidata var. bicuspidata NRRL YB-4993, 6920 nucleotides long. RefSeq names its product Blm3p (gene BLM3). Gene Ontology annotation, biological process: proteasomal ubiquitin-independent protein catabolic process. Gene Ontology annotation, molecular function: peptidase activator activity; proteasome binding. The coding region runs from base 26 to 6616 and encodes 2196 amino acids. Gene Ontology annotation, cellular component: cytosol; nucleus. The transcript has a single exon. Lineage: Eukaryota; Fungi; Ascomycota; Pichiomycetes; Serinales; Metschnikowiaceae. The record is from RefSeq and is a predicted model, not a curated record.